Molecule: messenger RNA, 3486 nt
Organism: Pelecanus crispus (Dalmatian pelican)
Lineage: Eukaryota; Metazoa; Chordata; Aves; Pelecaniformes; Pelecanidae
Source: RefSeq, a predicted model, not a curated record
GUGCUAGAAACAUUUGCUGGACGCCUGAUUAAAAUAGGAGUUUUAGCAAGGCGGGACAUUCCCAGCCUUACAAAGUACCAGAUAAUUCUAGCAAGGGAUCAACAUAGAAAAAACCCGUCUUCACAAAAUGCGGGAAUACAUCAAGGCGUAAUUGAAGGAGAUUUUGCACUUUGUAUCAGUUUAUAUCAUGGCUAUGAGCUGCUGCUGCAAAUGGGACUACGGUCAUUAUUUAUCUACCUUUGUGGAAUUAUGGAUGGAUCAAAAGGGUUAAGCCGUACGAAAACGGAACUUGGUCGUAAUGAGGACUUCAUGAAGCUAUAUCAGCAGCUUAGAGACAUGUUUUCAGACACAUCUCUGGCUUCAGUGAAUGGAAACGUUUGCAAGAUGUUUGAAAAGAAAAAGGAAUUUAUCUACAGCCAUCCAAAAUUAAGGAAAUUGGAGGAAAUUGUAAAAGAACACUUCAAAUCCUGGAAAAAAGGAUGUUCUGGUAACACAUCUGUGGACGCUGUGGAUACCAGAGUGAUGAUCUUCUCAUCGUUUCGAGAUAGCGUGCAAGAAAUUGCAGAAAUGCUUUCCCGACACAGCCCAGUUGUUAGAGUAAUGACGUUUGUCGGCCACUCCACAGGGAAGAGCACAAAAGGCUUCACACAAAAGGAACAACUUGAGGUGGUAAAACGCUUUCGUGAAGGUGGGUAUAACACUCUGGUCUCCACCUGCGUUGGGGAAGAAGGCUUAGACAUUGGAGAAGUUGAUCUCAUCAUCUGCUUCGACGCUCAGAAAAGUCCAAUUCGCCUUGUGCAGCGGAUGGGCCGAACGGGGCGCAGGCGGCAAGGCAGGAUCGUCGUCAUCCUCGCCGAAGGGCGGGAGGAACGGACUUACAAUCAAAGCCAGUCUAACAAAAGGAGCAUCCACAAAGCUAUUUCAGGAAACAAAAUGCUUCAUUUUUACCAGCGUAGCCCACGUAUGAUUCCACAAGGCAUAAAUCCAAAGCUGCAUAAAAUGUUUAUUACUGCUGAAAAAUAUGAACCAAGCAAUUCAAGAAUGCUUUCCAAAGAGAGAAGAACUAGUUCCCUCCAGCAUAAAUCUGCUCUCUUUUCCUGUGUCACUGGCCAAAAGCAAAUACACUGUCAUGAGAAUUGGUCUCUGUCGCCUGAGGAAUUUGAAAUAUGGGACAGACUUUACAGGAUUAAGGAAAAUGAUGGAGUAAAGGAACCGAUACUGCCUCAAAUUCAAUUUGAAACCUUAGAAAACCUCGAAGAAAAGCAUGAAGAGAAGGCAACUCAUGAACUUUCCUUGUCUGAAUGGAGAAUUUGGCAGAACCGUGCUUUUCCGACAUUCAUGGUUGAUCACUCAGAUCGUUGCUACCAUUUUAUCAGUGUUAUGGAAAUGAUAGAACUGAUGAGACACGAACAGGGAGAUUGCAGCUAUGAACUGGAGAUUCAGCCUCACUUACGUAUGGAAGACGUUAAUGUUCAAAGGAAUAAAAGUCAUCUUUCCAUGACCAGCUCCACAUUUGAUCAGAAAGCCUGCUCAUCUAGAAAAGACAUGGCACACAGAUCAAAAGUAAAGUCAUUUUUACCCGAUACAAAUGAUAAUGGGAGUGAAUUCUUUUCCAUGUUUAAAAUAACAAAAACAAAGACUCCCAGAAGAACUUCCAGCCUAAAUUUGGAAGUGCCUGUGUUGCCUACAGAGAGUAAGACUACGGCUUCUCACUCAGAGAGAAGGCUUGCUCUGGUUGACAAUAUUGACCAGGGCAGUCAAAAGGAUGAGGAACUAGAGGUGACGUUUGACUUAAAUGAAUUUAUUGACCUGUGGGACAACAGUGAAAGUACUGUAAUGCAUGAAAGUGCAGCAAUAAAGGAAUCCAAAACUGUAGAUAAAGCUUCCGGAGAGGAGCUUCACUGGAUUGACAGCUUUGAUGGUCUGUUUGACAAUGAAGAAUUCACUGAAAUUCAAAAGAAAACUCCAACAAUAAGUCACACUCUGACAAAUAAGCCUUCAAAUAAGUAUUUUGUUCAAAAAGAUGAAGAAGAUCUUGAAAUGAACAAGAAAAACGUGACUCUUGAUGAAGAGAUUAUACGAUUAUUUGAAGAUGACCACAUUAAUGACACAAAUAGUGGAAGUUUUUCUACGAACAAGUGUUUAGUCAAGUCGGAUUCAGGUGGGAGUGUUGUCAGGCCGGUUGCAGAGCGAGACUCCGAGAUGCGCUGCGUGAGCGCUGGCCAGACCUGCAGGGAGCAGCCAAUAAGCGGCAAAACCACAACCCUGGACAUGUCUGGUGGUAUUAGCGUGACCGAGCAGUUCCUGGGUAACGAUGAUCUUUAUGACUGUUCUCAAGAACUGUUUUCUGUUAACUUUGAUCUGGGAUUUUCCAUUGAAGAGUGGGAGAAUGAAAUCUUUGAAGAAGCUACAAAUACUAAUAAUUCCAGAAAAUUAAAUUGUGCCUCAGGCAGGCAUGCAGAUGGUAAAUCCACCGAAGAGAAAAAAAAAUCACCAAAUAGCUCCAGACUUGAAACAUCGCCAAAAUGGGAUUGCAAAAGUCUUGAGAGAAGAGACAUUUCCACACCAUUGCCGUUCCAGAGUAGGAGUAUGAAGGAUAGAGAAGGGACUGAGGACGCUACUGCUGCGGUGCCUUUCUUGGAGCCAGGAGACAGAAGAACGGGAAGCGGAUCGUCUGAAGCUUUGGCUUCUGCACUCUCGACCCCAACAAGUAGAAAAGUUACGAAUAUUAAAGCUGUCAAAAUAAUUCCUAUGAAUGUCUUCUCUAGUGCCAGGGAGGAAAUUCCAGAGGCACCUCUUACAGAUAAAGUAAAUACAAGCCCACAUAGGCAGAACUUUGAGAGUUCAGCCAUGGAUGUGCUUGAUUCCCCUUUAGGAAGAACUGAAAACCUGGAAGAUGUCAACCUUCACAGUUCACGUGUGUUUCCUGCCGAAGGAACCAGCAGUGAGAGUGAAGAAGAGAUCGUUUUCCAGAGAAAAAAUAGGAAAAAAAAGAAUGUUUUGAAGUCUCCUGAUGUUACGAACAAUAGUGAUUUUGAAUCACCGAUUCGUGCCAUCAGAAAACGUCGACACCCACUUAACAUGUCAGACGUGUCCAGUGAUGACAGCAUGGAUUUUCACAAGAACUCAAGUAGGACCACAAACGGCAGCUCGGCAGCCUGCAACAAAAAACAGCCAAGAAGCACGAAACGGCAAAAGGUCAAGAGCAAUUUUACAUACAAGGAUGCAGCAAGACAGUUUUUAGAUGAAGAAGCUGAGCUGUCCCAGCAAGAUGCAGAUGAUGUUUCAUCUGAUGAGAGUGGUGAUGCAGAGAACGAGCUGAACUCUUCACUUGCUCAAUUCCUAAACGAUGAUGUAGAAGUCACACAAGUGUUAAAUGACUCUGAGAUGCAAGGAGUUUACCUGAAAUCUGUGCGUAGUCCAGCUCUUGGCAGUAGAUACAAAAUGGUUCAUCGUGAAUUCAACAACAUGGCAAUUUUCUCACAG